UAACAUGUGAUAGUAAUCCACGUCUGCGAAAUGAUGUUUGCGCAGUCUGUCAAAUUGGUGUGAUGUGCUUGAAUAUUGUUUCCUCUUGGAAUGGAUUUAGAAGAGGCAUUUCAACUAGUCGGAGAAUUCGGAUCAUAUCAGAAGCAGAUGGUGUUGGUUCUUGUGUUGCUUCAGGUGUAUAUGGCAUGCCAGUCCAUGCUCAUUGUGCUCAUUGGCGCUAUACCAGAAUACCACAUUGAACAAGGUGACCACUCCAACCAUGAGGAGCUCAUCAAACACGUUACAUUUACAGAGGAUGUCAACUCCAUUGUGACGGAGUGGUUCCUUCUAAAGCAACAGUCUUACAAGGUCAGCUUGGCAGGCUCUUUGUUCUUUGCUGGGGUCUUGAUAGGAAAUGUGUUUUUUGGACCCCUCUCUGACAAGAUUGGAAGGAAACCAGUCUUCCUAACAGCUCUGUUCUUUGAGGUGGUGUUUGGCUAUGCCACAGCCUUUGCUCCCAGCUAUGAGGUGUUUGCGUUGUCGCGCCUGCUGGUGGGUCUGAUGAAUGGGGGUAUGUCCCUCGUCUGUUUUGUGCUCACCCAGGAGUAUGUGGGCAAGGCCUAUUGGGCCAUGACAGGGACCUUGACUAAUAUGACCUUUGCUGUGGGUAUUGCCCUGUUUGGUGCCCUUGGCUACUAUAUCAGACCAUGGCGUACCCUGGCAACAGCAGCUAAUUCUCCUGGCGUCCUGUUUUUUCUACUUUGUGUGACUCUCCCGGAGUCUCCACGCUGGCUGUAUUCCCGUGGUUACACGGAGAAGGCGGAGGAGGUUUUGCAGUAUAUAGCUGUGCGGAAUGGGAACAGCAACGCUGCAGCCAAAGUAAAGCUCCGUAUGUGUCCUGGCUCUGUCAAGACUGGUAACCAGGGCAACAAUGGCCCUGGCUUCCUCGACCUGUUCACCCACACAGUGCUCCGCUGGAGAACCGUGGUGCUCAUGUAUGUCUGGUAUUCCUGCAGCCUGGUGUACUAUGGGCUGACCAUGAAUGCCAGUGAGGACAGUGGGAACCGCUACUUCAGUGUUGCCAUGUAUGGACUAGUGGAGCUCCCAGCCUACCCUCUCUGUAUCUAUUUCAUAAACAAGCAGUGGGCUGGGAGAAGGAAAACCAUGGCCAGCUUUCUGGCUUUAGCUGGCUUGUCGUGUCUAUGCACCAUGUUGGUUCCAGUAACUGCUGGGGCAUUGUUCAAUGCUACUUCUUUAGCUUUGUUAGGAAAGCUGUUGGUCAGUGCGGCUUUCAACAUAGUGUAUGUCUACACUACUGAACUGUACCCCACUGCUGUAAGGAAUGCUGGUCUUGGGGUCUGCUCAAUGUCUUGCAGAGUCGGGGGGAUCCUGGCCCCUUUUGUGCCCUCUAUGAGAGAGUUACACACCUCUAUGCCCUUCCUGGUGUUCUGUCUCAGUGGGAUCUCUGCUGGCUGCCUGGGUCUCCUUCUCCCUGAGACACUUAACAAACCUGUGACAGAGACACUGGAUGAGCUCAGCAGCCCUGCUUACCACCGCAUUGUAGAGACCAAGACACACUUGUUUGAAGAGGACCAAUCGAAAACCAACCACAAUCAGUGACUCACUCUUUGAACAAGAGAACAGUCAGAGGCAAUCCGACAGGAGAGACUCUCGAAGCCUGUCCACACACAAGUGCUUUCUCACAAGUGACCCGAUGUGCUCUGUUUCCAUGGUGAAGCAAGGACGGGUCAUGCCGUGAUGGAUGGUGGUCCAUUUUUACAGGGAACGGCACACAUGUUUACAAUGUUUUCGUGUUAUUUUGUUUCUCUCUUUGUAUGUGUGAUACUUUUUGUACUUUACAGUGAAAAUCGCAGUUUAGCCGCAGUGAAUUGAUCAAGUAAUCAUGUGGUAUCAAAUGGAAGAGAACUACAAUUACUGCCAAAGUUUUCAGUUUCUACUUUUCCAAGUAGCCAUCGGGGGCUUAAUUUAUAAUUGUUGCGUACAUUUAACACUAAAUAGCCGCGUGCGCCAUUUCUGUAAAAUCUCAAUAUUUUUGUGCGUGCAGUUAACUUGGCACACACCAUUCAUAUGCAGGUUUCCCAUUGUAAAUCAGACCUGUCAUAACUGUGACCGAGCAUUUACUCCACCUGAAAAAUGCCCAUCAUUCACCUUUUGUGAUGACAAUAACGCCCUUAUUUUAUGUAUAGUUUGGAAGUAUUGGAAUUAGACCAAGACGGUAUCUAAAGGAAAUAGCAAUGGUGACCUUGAUCACAUGCCUUUGGAGGGAUUGGCUAAAUGUUUUAUUUUCUAUUGCUAUUUCCUUUAGAUACUGUCUUGGCCUAAUUCCAAUACUUUCAAACUAUACCGAAAAUAAGGGUGUUAAAAGGUUCAUGAUGGGUGUUUUUGAGGUGGAGUAAAUCUGGGUAUUUGAAAUUUUCUGAACGACAAACAAUUGCAUGUUCUUGUGGACCUGUAAACAGACCGGUUAAAUGCAACAUUUUGCAUGAACCUUUUCCCAAACCUAAAUAUGCUGCACUACCUGCGAAUUCUGAUACAUUGUCUACUCUGUAAAAUGUAAACAGUGACCUUAGUGGUAGCCUACACACUUCAAUGCAAAAUAUCAACUCUCUGUUCACCUGUCAAAUUCUACUGUAUGUUAUAAACCGCGCACCCUGUCGGAUACAUAGGCUAUUUAUAAUUUUGCUCUAACUAAUAAUCCCAGUUAAAUGAGAUGCGUGUGGUAAUUUGUUGUAUAGCUACUACAAGAAUAUAAACUCAUCAUGGCCAGAAAAGGUGAGGAAUUUAUUCUGCGAUGGUUGAUAUGUACUAUGUUUGUAAAUGAAAUAUCUACAUUUCACAUUACAGUGCUCGGACAUGGCCUGUGAACCAUCUGUUCUACUGUUAAACUGCGCUUCAGAUCGCAUAGAGCAAAAUAGGCUGCUUGAAAUAGCUUAUCUAUUUACUACUGGGAAGUGGGUACAAUUUUAAAUUAGUGAUAAACUACCAUUCGUCCCAUCUUAACUUGUCUGCCUGUAGGCUAUUUCGAAACCAUCAAAGGUGAAAUGAUUGUGGAAAUUAAAUAAAUAAUAGCAAAUAUAUAUGCCUUAUUUCAAAUUAUUUUAGAAUGUGAUGAUGCAUUGAUUUUUCUUUUAUCACAAAUGGAAAAUGAUAGCAUCUUAUUUAGCUAGGCAUACCUGUUUUAUGUUGUGAAAAUAUGAUGACAUCUAUUCAUAAGGCUACGACUAGGCUACGUUAUUUGCUUUCUUGCAAUGCAGGACUUCAACCACUAGAAACAGUGUAUGCAUGGUCUAAAGUUUGUGGGAGGAUAGCACUUUCUCAUGUAAAGUUCAGUUUUUAUAAAUACCAACUUUUGUGUGAGAACAGGCAUGCAUAUUUUGUGUGUACGCAACAUUUAUAAAUCAAGUCACUGAAGUUCAAAUGGCUUGUUUCAGUUUCCAUAUAAAUAUAAUUUCUGUGUUCUGCUGGACAGAUCAUAUGCUAGUUACAAUGUGAAUACAGAUUAUGUAUAAAUAUCUAUAUUGGACAUUGUUGACGAUUUGUACAGUAUUCAAGGUAAUUGGUUUACAUUGUGCUGAUUCCGGAGUUAUAAAUAGUUAAUGACGGAGGUAACACCAAUUGUGAAUGGUAGCUUGCAUAAUAAUAUGAGAAUGACAUGGAACAGGGGUGCAUUGUAAUGUUCAUGGACAUUUGAAUCUUUUAAAUCUUAAUACUGUUUAUUAUAAGUAAUUAUAGUGGUCACUGCCUGAACUCAGGUCACGUUUGGCCUUUUACCCUAGUGAGGUGAUUGUCACCAUUGACGCAGACAGGAGAGGCCCCCGAACAACCAUAUCGGCCAGAAGCUCUCAUCAAAGAAUGACGUAACCGCAUAAUGUUUUUUUCCCCCAUCACUUAUAAUUAUGGCAGUUGGCCCGUACCACCGGUUCAGCAAACAGUUGGAGUGAGUUGAAGAGUUGAAACCGUAAUCAUUGUUUUGAUUUAUAUUCCUCUGACACUGUAUGCUUGCCAGCACAGAAAUUCCCUGUUGGAAGUAAAUAAACAAUCUCCAACAAAA
Messenger RNA from Oncorhynchus mykiss (rainbow trout), 4051 nucleotides. It is a transcript of the gene slc22a15, whose product is annotated as solute carrier family 22 member 15. The record is from RefSeq and is a predicted model, not a curated record. Gene Ontology annotation, biological process: transmembrane transport. Gene Ontology annotation, cellular component: membrane. Lineage: Eukaryota; Metazoa; Chordata; Actinopteri; Salmoniformes; Salmonidae. Gene Ontology annotation, molecular function: transmembrane transporter activity.